GAAACUAAUUAAUAUAAAGAUGAUAAAAUAUGUUAAUUAGAUGAUAAAUUUAAUACUUUAAAUAACUAAAAUGAUAAACUUAAAACACUCAUACAAGAUAAAAACAAUUAACUUGAAAAACUUAACUUACUUACUAAUCAAUAAUAAGAUUAAAUAGAAGAAUUAAAAAAACUAGAAAUAGACUGCUAAAAUAAGGAUAACUAAAUAGCUUAAUUAAUAAAUAACGUUGACUUGUGGAAAGGUUAAUUUUAGAAAUAGCAAAAAACAUUAGAUGACUUAUUAAAAUAUUAAGAUAUAUGUAAAUAAUAAGAAGGAAAAUUAGACUUAUAACAAUAAUAAAUUGACAGGUUAAAUAGAAAUAUAAAAAAUAUAGUAUAGGAAGGUGAUAAUAAUAAAGCUAAAAUUAAUGAGCUUGAAAUGUAAGCUUUAUAAAAAAUACAAUUAGAGGCUAAAUUAAAAGAAUAAGAAAAUAAAAAUUUUAUAUAAGGAAAAGAUCUUUAAUUAUUAAAUGAUUAAGUCUAGCAAAAACACUAAUAAAAUGAAGACCUUAUUGAUAAAAUUAAAGAAUUAGAAAACAUAAAUAGUAAUUUAAAUUCAUUUUAAGAAAAAUCUAAAAACUAAGAAAAUUAAAUAAAAAAACUUAAUUAACUUCUAAAUGAAGAAAUGGGUAAAGCACAUGAAUUAUAGUUAUAAUGUGAAAAAGCAAAAUUUUAAGAAGGCAAAAUUAAAGUAUAAGAGUAAAAGAUUGCCUAACUUAACCAAGAAAUUGAUAAAUUAAAUAAAUAAAUACUCCAUAAUAACAAAGAACAAGAGCAAUAAAGGAACUAAUUAUCAAAUUUAUAAGAACAAUUACAUAAAGCAUAAAAAUAUGAACAAAAAUCCCAAGAUUUAGAUAUUAAAUUAUGUAA
Molecule: messenger RNA, 908 nt
Organism: Ichthyophthirius multifiliis
Lineage: Eukaryota; Ciliophora; Oligohymenophorea; Hymenostomatida
Exons: 2
Source: RefSeq, a predicted model, not a curated record